Molecule: messenger RNA, 1052 nt
Organism: Oryzias latipes (Japanese medaka)
Lineage: Eukaryota; Metazoa; Chordata; Actinopteri; Beloniformes; Adrianichthyidae
Gene: utp11
Product: UTP11 small subunit processome component
Biological process (GO): rRNA processing
Cellular component (GO): nucleolus; small-subunit processome
Source: RefSeq, a predicted model, not a curated record
AGACAGGAACCCACGUGUUCCGCUGUGAGGGAAGCUCUUUGCUCCAAACCAGAAGCAUCUGAGGAUUUUAGUGUCUGUAUUCAUUGAAAAUCAUCAGCCCUAACAAAACCAGCUCGAUUUGGGACAUAUUUCAAAUAUGUCAUCCUUCAGGAAAGCCCUGAAGUCCCGGCAGAAAAACCACCAUGAAAGAUCUCAGCCUGGUUUCAGGAAACAUUUAGGAUUGCUGGAGAAGAAGAAGGACUACAAACUCCGUGCUGAUGACUACCACAAGAAACAAAACACUCUUACUGCUCUGCGAAAGAAAGCUCUGGAGAAGAACCCAGAUGAGUUUUAUCAUAAAAUGAUCAACGCCAAGCUGGAGGAUGGAGUUCAUAUCAUGAAGAAAGGACAGGAGGAGGUGAUGACAGAGGAGCAAAAGAAAAUGAUGAGGACUCAGGACAUUGGAUAUGUGGAGAUGAAGAGGGUUGCAGAAACUAAGAAAAUUGAGAGACUGAAGGGAGAGCUCCAUCUUCUGGAUGCAGAAGGAAAGCAGCGAAACAAACACACUUUUUUUGUGGAUUCCAAAAACGAAGUAGAGACAUUCGACCUGGCAAAUCACCUCAACGUACCUCCAGAGCUGCUGGACCGGGUUUACAACAGGCCGACUCUACAAACCCUGGAGACGAAGAGCAUCAAGGGUGCAGUGGAGCCUGGGAGCAUAAAGAAGCUUGCCAGGGAAAGAAAGCAUCAAUAUAGGAUUCUAUCUCAAAGGAUUGACAGAGAAAAGAAAAUGUUCAUAAUUAGCCAGAAAAUUCAGACCCGUAAGGACCUACAGGAGAAGACUAAGAAAGUCAAAGUUAAAAAGGAGACAGCAAAUUCUGCAGCUAUCUACAAGUUCGAGUCCAGAAGAAAACGAUGAGGAUGGACUGCAAGAGGAAAGAGGGAUUCAGGAAAAAUGAUAGAUUUUCUCUUAGAACAGAUCUAUAGGCCCAUUUUUUCCUUCAUUGUUAAGAGCAUGCUGUUUUGUACAUACUUAUCGAAGUUUAAAUGAAUAAAACAUUUAGCAAACAGGU